This is a messenger RNA of Leptidea sinapis, 1300 nucleotides long. Its product is annotated as D-3-phosphoglycerate dehydrogenase. Lineage: Eukaryota; Metazoa; Arthropoda; Insecta; Lepidoptera; Pieridae. The transcript is spliced from 8 exons. The record is from RefSeq and is a predicted model, not a curated record. Gene Ontology annotation, molecular function: phosphoglycerate dehydrogenase activity; NAD binding. Bases 162 to 1145 code for a protein of 327 amino acids.
GUAAAUAAACGCUGCAUAGGCCCUCGCGACUUUAGUAUUCACCAGUCACCACAACGUACUAGAAUCUACCGGCGUUCUGUUGAUCUCUCACGAAUAUUCAAGCUCUUAUAUUUAUUAAAUAAUUUAUAUAAAAUUUAAAGGACCAUCUUUAACAAAUCAACAUGGGUCUGGAUAUUAAUUCUGUAUUGAUUGUGGAUGGAGUUGGUGCUAAUUGCGGAGAGAUUCUAAAGUCACACGGAAUCAAAUUUGUUAAUAAAGCGAAAAUAUCGAAGGAUGAACUGCUACAGGAAAUUCCACAAUACGACGCUUUGGUUGUAAGGUCCGCAUCACAAGUGACAAAAGAAGUGUUAAAAGCGGGCAAGAAGCUGAAAGUAGUUGGCAGAGCGGGUGCUGGAGUCGAUAAUAUUGACGUUACUGCGGCCGGCCAGAUGGGAAUUGGUGUCAUUAAUGCUCCCGGAGCGAACGCCAUGAGCGCUUGCGAGCUGACCUGUGGUCUGACACUGAACCUCGCCAGGCAUGUGGUGCCAGCCGCAUCUGCCCUCAGAGCCGGAAGAUGGGAGAGAGCCCAGUACACUGGCACAGAAGUUAACGGCAAGACACUGGCCAUCUUGGGUCUCGGCAGAGUAGGCAGAGAAGUCGCCAUUCGGAUGCACGCUUUUGGAAUGAAGAUAAUCGGUUUCGACCCAUUUGUGACGUCAGAACAAUGUGCACAGUUCCACGCGACCAAGAUGGAACUGGAUGACAUCUGGCCCCUGGCUGAUUACAUCACCCUGCACACGCCCCUCAUUGAUUCCACUCGCAACUUCAUCAAUGCUAACAGCUUGGGCCGCUGUAAGAAAGGAGUCAAGAUCAUAAACGUCGGCAGAGGAGGCCUUAUCAAUGAAAGAGAUCUUCUAGAUGCACUAAAAACAGGGCAGGUCGGUGGUGCUGCACUCGACGUGUUUGAACAAGAGCCGCCAACAGAUCCUCUGACACUUGAAAUAAUAGAACACCCCGCGGUCAUUGCUACCCCACAUCUUGGUGCAUCAACGAAGGAAGCUCAGGUAAGAGUGGGUCAAGAGAUCGCUGAACAACUCGUGAAUUUGGUGAAACCCGGCACGUUCAAUACACCGCUAGCAGAAGUGACUCGAGUGCUUCCUAAGUAAUUAUUUUCUAUUAAAGCUUAAGUAUUUUUCUACUAUUAUUUUAAAGUAUUUUUUCGCUUUGUAUUCGGUGACAAUGUACGUUAUAAAACUAAGCUAGUUUCAAAUAUAACGUUGUCAUGCCUUUUGUUUACACUGAAUAAAUAUUAUUUUUUAAA